CCCUGCUCUGGGUCUCACCCUUCCAGCAUGUUCCUUCUGAUGAGACGCGCUCCAGGGCCCCGAGGUUCAGUACAAUGUGGAAAUGGAUACUGACACAAGGUGCUUCAGCCUUGCCCCACCUGCCCGGCGGCUGCUGCUUCUUGUUGCUGCUCUUGGUGUCUUCUGUCCCUGCCACCUGCCAAGCCCUGGGUCCGGACAUGGUGUCACUAGAGGCCACCAACUCCUCGUCCUCCUCCUCGUCGUCGUCGUCGUCCUUCUCCAGUACCGGCAGGCAUGUGCGGAGCUACAACCACCUCCAAGGAGACGUCCGCUGGAGGAAGCUCUUCUCCUUCACCAAGUACUUUCUCAAGAUCGAGAAGAACGGCAAAGUCAGUGGCACCAAGAAGGAGAACUGCCCGUACAGUAUCCUGGAGAUAACAUCAGUGGAAAUUGGAGUGGUUGCUGUCAAAGCCAUUAACAGUAACUAUUAUUUAGCCAUGAACAAGAAGGGGAAGCUCUACGGCUCAAAAGAAUUCAAUAAUGACUGCAAGCUGAAGGAGAGGAUAGAGGAAAAUGGAUACAACACCUACGCCUCGUUUAACUGGCAGCACAACGGGCGGCAGAUGUACGUGGCCCUAAACGGCAAAGGGGCCCCGAGGAGAGGCCAGAGAACACGCAGGAAAAACACCUCGGCCCACUUCCUCCCCAUGGUGGUCCACUCCUAGGGG
Molecule: messenger RNA, 707 nt
Organism: Elephantulus edwardii (Cape elephant shrew)
Lineage: Eukaryota; Metazoa; Chordata; Mammalia; Macroscelidea; Macroscelididae
Gene: FGF10
Product: fibroblast growth factor 10
Exons: 3
Coding region: 75-704 (209 amino acids)
Biological process (GO): positive regulation of canonical Wnt signaling pathway; fibroblast growth factor receptor signaling pathway involved in mammary gland specification; positive regulation of protein phosphorylation
Cellular component (GO): cytoplasm
Molecular function (GO): chemoattractant activity; growth factor activity; type 2 fibroblast growth factor receptor binding
Source: RefSeq, a predicted model, not a curated record